GCGGCGGGACGAUGGAUGAGCCGCGCUUACCCCUGGCCGCUCGGCAUCCUCUCCUGGCUGCGGCACGGGCUUCCAAAGCAGUGGAGUCCAGGACCUUAAGGAAUGUCACGCAGUAGGUGCUGAACUAACUGGCACUGAAAGGAACAGAAAAAGAUGGCAGUCUGUAUUUGAAGUAAUUAAACACGUGGACUCUCACUGAUAAGAAACCAUGUCAAAAAAAGGACGUAGCAAGGGCGAAAAGCCUGAGGCACUGGUUGUUGCCCUGCAGGCUGCCAAUGAGGAACUCAGGACCAAGCUAACAGACAUUCAGAUUGAGCUGCAUCAGGAGAAAUCUAAGGUUGCUAAACUGGAACGAGAGAAGACUCAAGAAACGAAGCGGAUCCGUGAGGUGGAGCAGCGCAAGCAGACCGUGCAGAUCACGGAGCUGAAAGCCAAACUGCAUGAGGAGAAAAUGAAGGAGCUGCAGGCUGUGAGGGAGAACCUCAUCAAACAGCAUGAGCAGGAGAUGACGCGGAUGGUGAAGGUCCGAGACAGCGAGAUCCAGCGCUUAAAGUCAGCGCUGUGCGCACUGCGGGACGGGAGCAGUGACAAAGUAAGGACAGCCCUGACUAUUGAGGCUCGGGAGGAGGCCAGGAAACAGUUCGACUCUGAGCGCCUUAAGCUUCUGCAGGAAAUUACUGAACUGAAGUCUGCAAAAAAGCAGGUAGAUGAGGCCCUUAACAACAUGAUCCAAGCUGAUAAGAUCAAGGCAGGGGAUCUUCGGAGCGAACAUCAGUCCCACCAGGAAGCCAUUUCCAAGAUCAAAUGGGAGAGCGAAAGGGAUAUUCGUCGCCUGAUGGACGAGAUCAAGGCUAAAGACAGGAUCAUAUUUUCCUUGGAGAAAGAACUGGAGACGCAGACAGGCUAUGUGCAGAAGCUGCAGCUGCAGAAGGAAGCUCUGGAUGAACAGCUCUUCUUGGUGAAGGAGGCAGAGUGUAACAUGAGCAGUCCCAAGAGGGAGAUCCCAGGAAGGGCUGGAGAUGGUUCAGAGCACUGCAGCAGCCCUGACUUGCGCAGGAACCAGAAGAGGAUGGCGGAGCUCAACGCCACCAUCCGGAAGCUGGAGGACAGGAACACCUUGCUCGUGGAUGAACGGAACGAACUGUUGAAGCGGGUCCGAGAAGCUGAGAAACAAUGUAAACCUCUUCUGGAGAAGAACAAGUGCCUCACCAAGAGAAAUGAUGAACUUAUGCAGUCUUUGCAGCGCAUGGAAGAUAAACUCAAAGCAGUCACUAAGGAAAAUAUAGAAAUGAGAGAAAAAAUGACAUCACAUCCUCCUCUAAAGAAAUUAAGAUCCCUCAAUGAUCUGGAUCAGGCUAAUGAGGAACAAGAAACUGAAUUCUUAAAGCUUCAGGUCAUAGAGCAACAGAACAUAAUUGAUGAGUUAACAAGGGACAGGGAGAAACUCAUUCGUCGCAGAAAGCAUAAAAGGAGCUCAAAACCAAUUAAGAGGCAUGUGGUGGAUACAUUUUUUGGGUAUGAUGAAGAUUCCAUGGAUUCUGAAACAUCCUCUGUGGCCUCAUAUAGAACAGACAGAACGCCAGCAACUCCAGAUGAUGAUCUGGAUGAGGGUUUAGCAGCAGAAGAAUCAGAGCUGCGGUUUCGACAGCUGACAAAAGAGUACCAGGCCCUGCAGAGAGCCUAUGCCCUACUGCAGGAGCAGGCAGGAGGCAUCAUAGAUGCUGAAAGAGAAGCCAAGGCUCAGGAGCAGCUCCAAGCUGAAGUCCAGAGAUAUAAAGCCAAAAUAGAAGAUCUGGAGAAAACUUUGGCACAGAAAGGGCAGGACUCGCACUGGGUGGAAGACAAACAGCUUUUCAUUAAGAGGAACCAAGAGCUUUUAGAUAAGAUAGAGAAACUGGAAGCAGAAAACCACCGUCUGCAGCAGGAGCUGCAGGAUGCCCGAGACCAGAACGAGCUGCUGGAGUUCCGCAACCUGGAGCUGGAGGAAAGAGAGAGACGGUCCCCACCAUUUAAUCUCCAGAUUCACCCCUUCUCAGAUGGUGUGAGUGCUCUGCAGAUCUACUGCAUGAAGGAAGGUGUUAAGGAUGUCAGCAUCCCAGACCUCAUAAAGCAGUUAGACAUCCUAGGUGAUAAUGGGAAUUUAAGAAAUGAAGAACAAGUGGCCAUAAUUCAGGCUUCCACUGUAUUGUCCUUGGCAGAAAAGUGGAUCCAGCAGAUCGAGGGAGCUGAAGCUGCUCUGCAUCAGAAGAUGAUGGAACUGGAAAGUGAUAUGGAGCAAUUUUGCAAAAUAAAAGGUUAUUUGGAGGAAGAACUAGACUACAGGAAGCAAGCUCUUGACCAAGCAUACAUGAGGAUCCAGGAGCUUGAGGCCACCUUGUACAAUGCUUUGCAGCAAGAAACGGUUAUAAAGUUUGGGGAACUACUCACUGAAAAACAGCAGGAGGAGCUGAGGGCAGCAGUAGAAAAACUAAGACGUCAGAUGCUGAGGAAGAGCAGAGAAUAUGAUUGCCAGAUUCUUCAGGAGAGGAUGGAGCUGCUCCAGCAGGCUCAUCAGAGGAUCCGAGAUUUAGAAGAUAAAACUGACAUCCAAAAGAGACAAAUAAAGGAUCUGGAGGAAAAGUUUCUGUUUCUCUUCUUGUUCUUCUCUCUUGCCUUUAUUCUUUGGCCUUGAUGUUAAUGUGCCUCUUGGAAAGAGUGCCCAGCCACACAGAUAAGUCCUUAUAAAGGCAAAUGCUUCCACCUCCCCGAUGAAGAGAACAUUGUUUACACCUCUUUAAAAAAAAUAUGUAUAUAUAGAAAAGAACAACUUGUAGCCAAGACUGCAACCACCUUGUAUUUUAAAGCCAUCACUCAAGAUUUGUUACUUGACAGUUCCUGUCUAAAGCGAUGAUAUAUGCUGCAUCUAGUGAAACUCUCUAUGUUGAAAUUACAGAAGGGAAAGAAAAAUAAACUGUGAACCUACAUCACUUUAGGAAGAACUUAAAGGGAAGGAACCACUUUCAGCUGAUCAAAUCAGUGUGUCUUGGGCAUGGAACCAAAGUUACCACAGGAAAAUCUAUCCCUGCUGUGCAGGGCAAUAGUUUAAAUGUGACACUGUCAUCCGACGAAAGGAGCAAAAGUGAACAGGACAGAGCAGGAGCAACACGAGCUGUGGAGAGAUGCUGACAACAGAGCAUUCAGUUUGAACUGUCUGGCUUUCUCACUGCAGGGACUCCGAUCCCUCUUUGGUUUUAACCUCAGGAACAAAUG
Messenger RNA from Apus apus (common swift), 3249 nucleotides. It is a transcript of the gene JAKMIP2, whose product is annotated as janus kinase and microtubule interacting protein 2. The coding region runs from base 209 to 2671 and encodes 820 amino acids. Lineage: Eukaryota; Metazoa; Chordata; Aves; Apodiformes; Apodidae. Gene Ontology annotation, molecular function: microtubule binding; kinase binding. The transcript has 22 exons. The record is from RefSeq and is a predicted model, not a curated record.